UCGUGAUUCACUAGAGACCCUCCCGAAUCAAUUGGCACGGUGGAAGUCCAUACAAGCUUUCAUGCACCCUCGUUUCUGGAGAUUUCGUUUUAUUUUUAUUUUUAUUUUUAUUUUAUGGCGGGUACCGCGAAAACACCGAUACACAUGCGCACAUACAUAGCUUCUGCGUAGAUUGCAGCUACUCAUCGAGGGAGAAGAAAAUGGAAAAUCAGCGGUGGUUAGAGAGAGAAAUGUACCAGAUGGAGCAAAUAAGAGAGCUCGAUGCAGAGGAAUUGCAGGUUGAAGAAGUCGGGGACGACUCAUCUGAUGACGAUAGAUCAAAUAGUGGUGGCUAUGGUGAGGCUUCAACACCGGGUGGCUUUACCAAUAUCUCCGGUUUGGCUUCCUUACAUACAUAUCUUGGUGAGGUUGAGGAUACCCAUCAUAGGUUGGCUUGCUUGGAUGGUGGUGCCGUAUUAAACAUACCCCUAUUCUAUCUGGAAGGAGUUGUUCUAUUUCCAGAGUCUAUUCUUCCUUUGAGAGUCUUACAACCUAAUCUUGUGGCGGCUGUUGAAAAAGCGCUGAGCCAAGUUGAUGCUCCUUAUACCAUAGGCAUUAUUCGGGUUUAUAAGGAUGCUGGUGAUAGUAGGAUAAGAGUGGCAAACGUUGGGACAACUGCAGAGAUUCGGCAGUAUAGAAGGUUAGAUGAUGGUUCAUUGAAUGUGGUUACCCGUGGCCAACAACGUUUUCGUCUGAACCGCCAGUGGAUCAAUGUGGAAGGGGCACCAUGUGGAGAGGUCCAAGUUAUCCAAGAAGAUUUGCCACUGAGGACUCCACGAGAUGCUGUAGGACGACUGGCACCUUUGAGGAACUUACGUGCACCACCUUCACACACUUCACUGGCUAAACACAUUGCACACGGAGAUGAAGAUGAUGAUUCAGAUGCACUUUCAGAGGAAAGUUUCGAGCGUGAGCUUUCUCUGACAGAAAAGAUCUUGCAUCAAUCUGCAGUUGUUCCCCGUUAUGGUUGUGAUAUGAUUGACGUGCCAACUGCUAGUGAUGAUGAGAAACUUGUCUGCCAGUCAGGAUUCCAGUUGGAAAAAUCAAAUUUAGUUGGUUCCAUAUGUUCAUUCUAUCCAGAUGGGGACAAAAGGAGUGAAAAUGAUUGUCUGGAAAGGGGGAAAAAGUUGAUUUCAGGAAGGCAAUCUCGAAGAGGGGUUGGUUGUAAAGAGGAUUCUGUAAGUAGGUUGCGUGAAGUGCCAAGAGCAUUCUGGCCUAAUUGGGUUUACCGUAUGCACGAUUCAUAUUGUCUUGCUCAGAAAGCAGCAGAUAAGUGGAAACAGAUUAUGGGGUUGCCAAGCAUGGAUGUACAUGUGACGAAACCAGAUUGUCUAUCCUUUUAUAUUGCGAGUAAAAUUCCGGUAUCUGAAUCCACGAGGCAGGAGCUUCUGGAUAUUGAUGGAACUUCUUAUAGACUUCGUCGUGUAAUUGAGUUACUCGAGAAUUUUGAUCAUGUCCGAUGUAAAAGUUGUCAGGCUGUGAUUGGUAAGCGGAGUGAUGUGCUGAUUAUGUCUAGUGAAGGUCCUUUGGGUGCGUACGUAAAUCCGAAUGGUUACGUGCAUGAAUUAAUGACACUCCACAAAGCAAAUGGCUUAGCUCUCAUUGGAGGUCCUGUCAAAGAGUACAGCUGGUUUCCUGGGUAUGCAUGGACAAUUGCAGAGUGUGCCACUUGUGAGAGCCAAAUGGGAUGGCUUUUUACAGCUACAACUAAGAAACUGAAGCCCAGGUCAUUUUGGGGCAUUCGGUGUGCUCAAAUUGAUGAUAACAUGAGCUGAAUCUUUUCAUUCUGAGACUUAAAUUUUCUGUGAGGUUGAUCUGUAUAUCAUCCAAGUUGUGUCUAUCAGAAUAACCGAAUGCUUAGUUAAAGGUAUCUACAGUUGCCCUAUUUUGUUGGUUUGCAUGGCUCAGCAAAGUGUAGAUCUUAUGACAGAGAAGUAGAUGAUGAAAUUUUUGGUAAUUGUUCAUCUAAUCAGAAGCUAUUGCCGAAUAAUGUAAAUUUGGUGGCUGCCUUUUCCUGUUCACAAAA
Messenger RNA from Rhododendron vialii, 2065 nucleotides. RefSeq lists its product as uncharacterized. The record is from RefSeq and is a predicted model, not a curated record. NCBI's taxonomy places the organism in Eukaryota, Viridiplantae, Streptophyta, Magnoliopsida, Ericales, Ericaceae. The transcript is spliced from 10 exons. Gene Ontology annotation, cellular component: Cul4A-RING E3 ubiquitin ligase complex. Gene Ontology annotation, biological process: protein ubiquitination. Bases 201 to 1814 code for a protein of 537 amino acids.